Filobasidium floriforme is the source of this 1617-nucleotide messenger RNA. RefSeq lists its product as uncharacterized. Gene Ontology annotation, molecular function: (3R)-hydroxyacyl-[acyl-carrier-protein] dehydratase activity. NCBI's taxonomy places the organism in Eukaryota, Fungi, Basidiomycota, Tremellomycetes, Filobasidiales, Filobasidiaceae. The transcript has 2 exons. The coding region runs from base 134 to 1339 and encodes 401 amino acids. Gene Ontology annotation, cellular component: mitochondrion. The record is from RefSeq and is a predicted model, not a curated record.
GGUCGAUGUCACUUGCAUGAGCGACUUGCAACUGCUGGUCGCAGCUGACUGUAAGCUGUAAAUCACUCCACUCAUAGCGAUUCGCAACACGAACACUCGCAGAGUAUCUCCCUACGGUCAAAACUAGUCCGGGAUGUCUUGCCUAGCACCCCGACACCUAUUACGACCCAUAUCGAGGCUACGCACCUUGUCCCGAAGAUCGUACUCUUCUCAACCAGACCUCUCAGCGCUUCCGCUUUCGGUUCGAGAAUGGAUGGACACAUUGACCUCCGCUCCGCCCAGGAUCAACAAGGAUCUCGUCGACUUGUCCCGUGCGCAAGCUAUUCAUGCGACUCUUCCCACCCGCUCCGGACAUGAAGAGGCAUUUGGAGAAAAAGGUGGAAGACGGCCGGAGAUGGGGGAAGAGCUGGGGAAAGGGUGGACGCUGUGUUAUCAUUGGGAUAUGGGGUCCGUACAGGAUUUGGGAGAGGACGGGACGAGUAGAUCGUUCAACGCCCCACCACCCUACACCCGCCGAAUGUGGGCAUCAGGCUCGUUCUCCUUCCCCCACUCCACCUCCACCUCGCAAAAACCCCUGUCGAUCGGGGAUACUUCGGUGGAGACUACCCGGAUAAGCAAGAUCGAGUACAAGCCGAAGAAGGAUUUGGUGUUCGUACAUCAGGAAAAGGUUUAUAAGCGGGAAGAUUCCAGAGAGGGCUUGGUGAACGAGAAGAGGGUGCAUGUUUUCCGACGGCCCGUUGAAAAGGCGGAUUCGAAUUCGAAGACGGAUUUCAAUGCACGGGCACGAGCUGUACCACCAUCCACAUCAUCGAUAACAGCGGAAGCCCGACCUCCUCCAUCAUCUUCUUCUUCGUCACCACCUCCACCUUCCCAGCCCAACCCAGACCGGACCUUCCAAUUCAGAUUCACCUACACCCCAACGCCCUCUCACUUGUUCCGUUUCUCCGCGUUGACGUUCAACGGGCAUAAGAUUCAUUACGAUCCCAUCUGGACGAGGGAGGUAGAGGGUCAUCCGAAUAUCGUCGUCCAUGGGCCGUUGACGGCGUUGUUGUUGAUGGAGUGCGUGGGGAGGUGGAUCGAGGAAAAUUUGGAUCGGAGCGACAGCCAGCGUGUGGAUCCAAAGAAGGGCGCGGCGGCGCUACGGCACUACGAGUACCGAGCUGUUAGUCCGAUGUACGCUGACGGCAACCCGAUCACGUUUUAUGGUCGAUAUUUGCCGGCUCCUGAGGUGUCGGAGGAUGCUCGGGAGGGUUCGGAGGCUCGUGAGAGGCAGAUGGAGGUCUGGGCUGAACAAGGGGGCACGGUAGGGAUGCGGGGGAUGGCUACGAUCGGUCUGUAGUGAUCAAUCAGUACGAGAUAGAGAGGUGCAUGAUCGAUUACCAUGCAUGAUAUCACCAACUAUGACUGUUAUAGAUGACAUGGCAUACACUAGACAUCAACAGUUUCCAAUCGAUCGAUCAUUGACAACUGAUAUCAACAGUUUCCAAUCCAUCGAUCAUUGACAACUAAUAUCAACAGAAUACACUCAAAUAACAUGGUGUAUUUCACAAAGACAUCGCACACACAUCGGCUCCCUCUUAGCUCAGUUGGUAGAGGCUACACGGGUUCACGUCCCUG